Molecule: messenger RNA, 270 nt
Organism: Striga hermonthica
Lineage: Eukaryota; Viridiplantae; Streptophyta; Magnoliopsida; Lamiales; Orobanchaceae
Source: the annotation of a GenBank genome assembly
AUGAGCUACAUGAGCAGAAUGUACAUGGCGGCCAGUGUGGCGGCGGUGAAGAGCCUCUCCGAUCAAGGGCAGAAGCUCAAGUCCCUCGGCCGUGCCAAGAACCGAUUUUUUCCCGGCGGGCAAGGCCCUAACGCGGCUGAUCUCCGGCCUUUUUCCGUCUUGGUCAAGGCCGAAUCCGGAGGAAUUAUCGGCGCCGGCGAAGAACGGAGGAGCCAGACGGAGGAGUCUCUCCGGCAGGCCAUGUAUUUCAAUUGCUGGGGGCAGGGCUGA